AUGCAGUUUUAAUAAUGUUAAUCUAUCUCAAGCAAAAUGGAAAGGUAUUGCAUGCGAUGAAUUACAUAGAUUGAUAGGUCAUAAAAGUGCAAUUGAUUAUAUUCAUUUUUCUCAUAAUGGGCUAAUGGUUCUAAAAAUAAUUACAUUUAUAAGUAUUUCAGAAAAUAAAGUUAACACUUUAUCAGGUCAGUCCGAUUAAGUAAACUCGAUAUUGUUUAAGAAAAAUGAUUAAACUUUAAUUUCUUAAGUAAACAUAAAUCAAUUAAAUUUUGGAAUUACAAGGAAUAAACUGUAAUUGCUAUCUGACGGAUAAACAUUAAUUUCUUGUGUUAGGGAUAGUAUGAUUUUAGUUAGGAGUAUGAGAGAAGGUAAAUAUAUAAAAUGUAUAGAAAAAAUUUCUAAUAACAAAUGCUUUUCAUAUGAUGAUAAAUUAUUAGCUUAAUAAAGUUAAAAUGAAAUAUAAUUGUGGAAUAUUUCUGUUUGGAAGAUAAUAUCAUUUAGAGGAGGCUAACCAAUAAAAAUUCAAUCUUUUGUUUUUAACCUGGAAAUUUAAUAUUAGCUUCUGUUUGUGAUGGUGAAAAAGUAAUUCGUUUAUGGAAUGCAAAAAUACAAAAAAAUACAAAAUAACUUGAUAAGCAUAAAUCAGGAGUUUAAUAUGUAGGAUUCCCCUGAUAAUAAAAUAAUAUAUUUGCAAGUAAGGAUAAAACUAUUAGAUUGUUGGAUUUAAAAGAAGGGUAACUUGAUAUAUUUAUGGUAUUAUAAAGAAGGAAGAUUAAUAACAUUGAAAGAAGAAAAUAUUAUGCAAACUACUAUAAAAGUUUUACUAUUUAACCAAAUGGAGCUAUAUUGGGAUGAAGAUCAUUUGUAGAUUAAAAAUUACAAAAUUCUGAUAAAAUUCAAUGGUAAAUUUAAUUAUAUGAUUUGAAAGAAAAAAAAGAAUUGGCUAUUCUAAGUGUAUCAUAAUCUAUGGAAAAAUUAAAGUUUUCUCCAAAUGGAUAAUUAUAAGUGUCAGUGAGUUUCGAUAGUCAAGCUUAGUUAUGGGAUAUGAAACAAUAUUCAUCUUUAGUGGUACUUGAUGAAGUAAAUGAUGUGGUUAUUAGAUUAUUACCUUGCAUGGACAUAAAUAUUUAAUUAAUUAGAUUUUAUUUUCACCUGAUGGCUGUUACUUAUCAUCUUGAAAUUUAGACCUUACUAUUAUUUUAUGGUGUGUUAAUUAUCUUAAAUAAUAUGCUAUACUAGAAGGUAAUAAAUAAUUUGUAGAGAGAAUUGCUUUUUCACCGUAGAGUUGCUUAUUAUCAUCCUUAUGCUCAAAAUCAAUAAGAGUUUGGGAUAUUAGAUCUUUAAAAUAAAUAUCACAAAUGA
Paramecium sonneborni is the source of this 1362-nucleotide messenger RNA. Lineage: Eukaryota; Ciliophora; Oligohymenophorea; Peniculida; Parameciidae. The record is from the annotation of a GenBank genome assembly.